UGCGGCCGCGGGGGAGGGGCCCGGCGUCAGCGCGUCGCCGGCUGGGCCGCGCCGGUGGCCAGGAGGGAGAGACUAGGAGGAGGAGGAGGAGGAGGUAUCUCUGCAUUAGCCAGGUUAGACAAAUGUAAAGAGAGACAUCACUGUAUCUGGAUCAUCAGGAUCUGUGAAGGUUUGAAAGGGCCAAUGAGUAUUCUCAUCAUUGAGGCAUUCUAUGGUGGGUCCCAUAAACAGCUGGUGGAUCUGCUUCAAGAAGAGUUAGAAGACUCUGUCCUUUAUACCCUGCCUGCAAAGAAAUGGCACUGGAGAGCAAGGACAUCAGCUUUGUACUUCUCUCAGAAUAUUCCCACCAGUGGGCAUUACAGGAUCCUCUUCGCAAGCUCAGUGCUUAACCUGACUGAACUGGCUGCCCUUCGACCUGACCUUGGGAAAUUGAAAAAGAUUCUGUACUUUCAUGAGAACCAGUUGGUAUAUCCUGUCAAGAAAUGUCAGGAGAGGGAUUUCCAAUAUGGAUACAACCAAAUUCUAUCCUGUCUGGUGGCUGAUGUGGUGGUAUUCAACUCAGUUUUUAAUAUGGAGUCAUUUCUCACUUCUAUUGGAAAAUUCAUGAAGUUGAUUCCUGAUCACAGACCCAAGGAUCUGGAAAGCAUCAUCAGACCCAAGUGCCAAGUUAUUUACUUUCCCAUCAGGUUUCCUGACGUGAGCAGAUUCAUGCCCAAGCACAAAGCAGCCCAUUUACAGAAGAUGCUCAGCCUUAAAGAAAAUGGUGGCACUGCUCCAUCCACGGCCCUUCCUUUCCAACAGGAGCAGAGAGGUUCUGAGAAUUUAUUGAAGAGUUUUGAUUCAAAGUCUGGACUCGGUGAUGCUGCACAACAAGAAAGCCUGGGUUGCUCCGUAAGACAGGAGUCAUACUUGAAAACAUUCAACUCCUCAGAUGAUUCAAGCACACAUCAUGGGGAAUGUAAACAAAAUCAGUGUGACAUUUUGGCUGAAGCUGAUGAUCAGCAAAGACCAUUACAUAUUGUCUGGCCUCACAGGUGGGAGCACGAUAAAGAUCCGGAGAGUUUUUUUAAGGUAUUGAUGCAUCUUAAGGACUUAGGACUCAAUUUCCACGUAUCUGUCCUUGGAGAAACCUUCACAGAUGUCCCAGAUAUAUUUUCAGAAUCCAGAAAGGCAUUGGGAUCUUCUGUGUUGCACUGGGGCUACUUACCCAGCAAAGAUGACUAUUUCCAAGUACUGUGCAUGGCUGAUGUUGUCAUCUCAACAGCUAAGCAUGAAUUCUUUGGAGUGGCAAUGUUGGAAGCUGUGUAUUGUGGGUGUUACCCGCUUUGUCCCAAAGAUUUGGUUUAUCCCGAAAUAUUUCCAGCUGAAUAUCUGUAUUCUACACCUGAACAGCUUUCAAAAAGGCUCCAGAAUUUCUGCAAGAGACCAGAUAUUACAAGAAAACAUCUCUAUAAGGGUGAAAUGGCUCCUUUUUCUUGGGCAGCCCUACAUGGUAAAUUCAGGUCUCUGCUUACAGCAGAACCUAGGGAAGAUUUGUGACAGAUGGGGCUAAGUCACAAACUUGCAGCCUAAGGCAGAAUCUGUAGAACUUUCCAGAGUGUGCCCAUAUUUACCUGAUCAGAGAGAAAAGAAAAUCUGCAGAGGAAGCUGAGCCUGGCUGCUUGUCAUAGCUGACACAGAGCCAUCUGCCACAAACCUGUGGCGGCUUCAGAUCUCCAAUCCCUGCCACCACCCCAACUCAAAUUAAAUACAGAUUCCUAGAGACGUUAUGAUGGUUACACAUGUCCUCGGCAUCACAUGGAGGAGACUGUUCAAAAAAAAUAUGUGGCCUGUUGUAUAACCGCACUCAUGUAUCCCAUAUGUGGUGCCACAUUGAAUUUCCGGUUGAAUCCGUUUUUAUCCUUUGUACUGGAUGACAUGGUGCCUGAAUUCUUUCUUUUCGCCGACACGAUGGCAGCCAAACUGCAGCUUCAAACGCUCUCAUUUGGCUGGGUUUCUACCUAGGUUGCCAGGUUAUCAUCGGAGCCUUCUUGUGUCCUCAGAGGGCCACAGGGCCUGAACGGAGGAUCAGAAUGCUACUGACUAAUUGGGCAGCCAUCUCGGAAUUGUUUGUGGGCAAAGAGCUGCUUUAGCACUUUUCUUUUAGCAAAUUAAUGACUCCCUGGCACCGAGGUUUUAAGUGAAGGUAUUAAUAAGAAGUCUGGCAGGUAUUCCCAUGAUUCACAGAGUUACAUUUGCAUUUAAUUUAUCUUAAAGAAAGUUGCAAGAUAAACAGCUGUAAUUCAGACAAACAUGGAAAAUACACUAAGUAGGGCCAUCUCGCCCAUAAAAUGAACACAGAGAUACUUGUUUUAAUUUUUUUCGAGAAAUAAAAAUACUUCUUACAAAACCAGUAAUUUUGAUAUAAAUAUUUGUCAAAAAUAUUUGCAUCCAGCUACAAAUAUAAUCUUCUCAAGAUAAAUCACUUAUGAUUCCAAUAGUCAAGCUGGUGUAUUUGUUAAUGUCAAGAUAUUUUGAAUGGCUAGAUUGUAAAAUAAAUUUUUAAUAAAGUGCCCACUGCAAUUUUUAAUUAACAUAUCUCAUUUCCAUGUAAGUGUGUACAUCUAUCUGUAUGUUUCUCUCUGAACACUUUCGUUGUGUCAGAGACAACGAAUACAAUUGUUUCUUUUCCCAAUGAACAAGGAUCUGUUUUGCAAAUGUUUGUGAGAUAUUAUGACAUUUCCAAGAUUUUCUUUGCAUUCUGGAAAGCAGGAGGUAAACAUUUGUAGUCAUUAAGGUAAAGUCUGUUGAUAAACCAUCUUCUGUUUACUGACAGGUAAAUUGUAACUCUCCUAGCUUUUGAAAUGAAUAACUUCUGUAAGCUGUAAAGUGAGGAGCAGCCAGGGGGAAGAGGGCAGACAAGGGCCAAGCCUGGCUCUUUGGCUUUUAGAAGGACUGAGUUGUCUUGCAGGCAUCUGAGACAGAGAGGGCACUGGUUCAAAAGUCUGGUAGGACCCAUUUGACAGGUAGCACAAGUGUAAGCAGGAAAUAGAUCAAGGUAGAGCCCUCUAGAUAGAGGCAGUCUUGCAGAUCAGAAAAAGCAGCAGUUCAGGGCCCAGGAGGCCAAGGAAUUUAAAAAGCAGGGAGAGUAAGAAGCAGAAACAACAGGUUCUACUUCUGCACAGAGUCCUCCCUGACCAGCGUGAAAGCCCUAUGUAUGAUGGACAUCACAGCACUGGAUCUGAGUCCUCCUCCCAUUCUGAGAAGGCACUGGACAAAUUAGCCCAUAAAACAAAGGGCUCAGGAAUUAUUUGAGAAGUCCCUUCUGGUCUGAGACUGUGAAACUUGGAAUCUAUCGGUUAUGUUCCUUUUGAGUGCAAAAGCUAAUAUAAAAGGGCCUAAGAGCUUUUUAGACUCUUCUUCUGAGCAGGGUUUAGCAUCUAAAGGGAUGCUUCAGUUAGAAAGGUGCCAUGUUAUAGAUGACGUCUCUCAAAACAAUAUUAUACUCUCACAGCCAAGAAACAGUGCUUAUUUCAUUAUGUCCUACUAUUCUGAAAAUGAUGAGCUCACAUUUCAUAGUGAAUCAUGUAUCAUAUGCAUAACUAUCCAUAUAUACUUUUUUUUUAAUUCACGGGAAAACAACAUUAAUUACCAUUCAGAUAGUGCAUCUGAAACACUUAAAUAUUUGCCUGAUUUUGGCAAACACAAUAUUGCAGGUUACCUGUGUACAAAGAUGUUUUUCUAUACCCAUAAACUCAAAUCAAAUUUUGGCUUUAGCUGUGCCAGCAUUAUUUCUGGAAUAAAAAUUUGCAAUAAAGUGGUCACUUCUUAGAACUAUA
Messenger RNA from Capra hircus (goat), 3818 nucleotides. It is a transcript of the gene QTMAN, whose product is annotated as glycosyltransferase like domain containing 1. The coding region runs from base 184 to 1539 and encodes 451 amino acids. Lineage: Eukaryota; Metazoa; Chordata; Mammalia; Artiodactyla; Bovidae. The transcript has 11 exons. Gene Ontology annotation, molecular function: glycosyltransferase activity. The record is from RefSeq and is a predicted model, not a curated record.